Messenger RNA from Periconia digitata, 2085 nucleotides. Lineage: Eukaryota; Fungi; Ascomycota; Dothideomycetes; Pleosporales; Periconiaceae. The record is from the annotation of a GenBank genome assembly.
UCAUUCUGCGCCAAGAUGGCUGAUGCGCGUGGCGAGUACUGGUACUUCGACCCCAACGUCGAUCCCAGCAAAAUCCUCGUACCCGAGCUGCGUAGCAUCCUGCUGAAGCACGGUGUAAGAUACCCAGCGUCUGCCAAAAAGCCUGCCUUGGUCAGCCUCUUUGUCGAACAGGUCCUUCCCCAAGCGUCCAAGCUACAACGGGACUAUGCGCGAACCAAGCGGUCUACGCGGGGCAUCGAGGAUGUACCCUCCAGCACUGCCAGCACGACCGAUUCACAGGAGAUGGCUACAGAAGACGAGACGCUUAUUGCGCCUGAGACCGUCAAACGUACAACUCGACGGACUGCCCGAGCUACGACAGAAGAGGCUGCGGAAAGGGCUACACCGGCGCGCCGUGCGAAAACUCCUUCUCGUACUGUCCCCACGAAACAUGCUCGGGAGGUAGAAAUCGACGAUGGGCAACAGCCUGCUUUCCGCCGCUCUCGCAAAAGUAGCGUGCCACCCACCAAGGAGCCAACUCCCGAUCCUGAGGCAUGGCAUCGCAACGAUGUAGCAAGUCCAUUUACCCAGGAUAAUCCCUUCCAAAGUGGCAGCUCUCCCUCGGUCCCAGAGUCACGCGACCGACGAAGGAAAACACUGGGGUUUGAGCACAAGGAAAGACGCAAAAGCGAAGUCAGUCGUCGUAGGACAUUACAACCCAAGUCUGAGCAGGCAGAACGGGGCAUAGUGGUGCCGACGCGCAAGACAUUUGAGGUGCCUUAUCGACGUUCUGAGACAGAAGAUGAUGCGGAUGCCGUCCAGCCCUAUGAUAGUGGUGAUACUGGCGAGGAAUUCUCACCCGAAGAGCAACUGGAGAUCGAACGAGAGCAAAAGAAGAACGGAGAAACCGCUCUUCUGCCUCCACAACGACGAAAACGACGCACCAAGGCUGCCGGCACGGCCAAAGCAUUUGUUUCUACGCUCUUCUUCUCUGCUGCUGUCUUGUUUGGUGGACUGUGGCGUCAAGAGAAGUUCGAGGUUGGUUUCUGUGGUGUUGGCAAAGAUUUUUCGACAUCGCUUGCUGGCAUCGAGAUUCCAGAGGUGUUGGCCGAAAAUCUGUUGGCGUGCGAGCCAUGCCCACCACAUGCCGAAUGUUACAAAGACCUGAAAGUCAAGUGCGAAGGAGGUUUUGUGGAGAAAGAUCACCCUCUGUCACUCGGUGGCCUAAUUCCUCUUCCGCCGACUUGUGAACCAGAUACCCAGAUGACGAGAAAGGUCAACCAGGUCGCUGACCGCACAGUCAAGACUCUUCGGGAGCGAAAAGCGCAAUAUGAAUGCCAAACUCCAGACGCCAAAGGCAAGAUUCCGAAAAGCCCUGAUAUCAGCGUCGAAGAGUUGAAGGAAGAGAUUGUCGCGCUCAAAAAGCAUGAUAUGUCAGACGAAGCGUUCGAUGAACUGUUUGCCAAAGCCAUUGGCGAAACUACACAACGAGCGGAAAUAGUCGCCGAAGGAGAAACUGGACCAGCACAGCGACUCUCUUCAACCUCCCUCGCAGAGCUCCCCCUCGGCUGCAGCAUCAAGCGAUCCCUCCGAGAAACGCUGGAACGACAUAUUUUCACAGUUGCAAUGAUCAUAUUGGCGAUUACAUCUGCAUCUUAUGGAAAGUAUUCGUUCACUACGAAUCGAGCCAUGGAGGCCCGCGCGAAGCAGCUUGCAAGCGAUGUUUUCGACCACCUUGCCAAUCAAGCUGCAAUGGCGCGCCAAGAUCCCGGUUCAUAUCAGGAUCGUGGUUUGAGUAUGAAUCAACUUCGAGAUGACGUCUUGAGGACUGAGUUCUCUGCAGCUCGAAGAAUCAAGUUGUGGGGAAGGGUGCAGAAGAAGGUAGAGAACAACGCCAAUGUCCGAGCUGCAGUACGCGAAGGACAAAGUGGCGAUAUAACGCGAAUGUGGGAAUGGACAGGACCAGUUCGGAUGAUUGAAGGCGGUUAUAGUAGUGGCAAGCGCGAUGGUGGACGUCACAGUCUGGGUGGGUUACAGGAGAGUCCUUUGGAGGCCAAAGAGACCAAGGAGAGGAAACAGUUGGAUGAGGGGCGUCCGAUCUAUUGA